This is a messenger RNA of Miscanthus lutarioriparius, 1242 nucleotides long. The record is from the annotation of a GenBank genome assembly. Lineage: Eukaryota; Viridiplantae; Streptophyta; Magnoliopsida; Poales; Poaceae.
AUGGAGGUCGCCGCAGCAGCGAGCUACGGCUUGAAGGCCGCCGACGACGUUGACAACCUCAGGGCGACGGAGCUCAGGCUCGGCCUGCCAGGCACGGAGGAGGAGGAGGAGGAGGAGCCCCAGCAGAAGGCGGCGCUGCCGCUGCUGCCGCCGGCCCCGACGCCGCCGCCGUCCACGCCGAGGGGCAAGAAGCGCGACGUCGUCGGCAGCGGGCCCGACGACGCGCCCAAUAAGCGCGACAGCAACGCCGACGCCGCGCCGCCGGCCGCCAAGGCUCAGGUGGUGGGAUGGCCUCCGGUGAGGUCGUACAGGAAGAGCUGCUUCCAGCAGCAGGCGGCGGUCAAGAGCAAACCUGCGGCGGCGCCGGCGGAGGAGGCCCCGGCCGCGGCUGGCGGGCUGUUCGUGAAGGUGAGCAUGGACGGUGCCCCCUACCUCAGGAAGGUGGACCUCAAGAUGUACAAGGGCUACCGCGAGCUCCGGGAGGCGCUGGAGGCCAUGUUCCUCUGCUUCUCCGGUGGCGCCGACGCGCCCGCCGUCAACCCCUCUGACUUCGCCGUCACCUACGAGGACAAGGACGGCGACCUCAUGCUCGUCGGCGACGUGCCCUUCGACAUGUUCAUCAGCACCUGCAAGAGGCUGAGGAUCAUGAAGGGAUCUGAAGCGAGAGGGCUCGGGUCGGUGUUAUUAGCAACACAAAAGGAGUGGAGAGUCGAGUUGAAUCUCCAUCCGGUGUACCUCCUCUACAAUGGAGGUAGCGCCACUAGGAUCUUGAAGGCGAAUCAAGCCGUGGGCAUCCCUGGCGACCAGGAAGGUGUCCGUGAUGUCCUCCACGGCUUGAUGAGGACAUUCACGCGACAACAGCAACUCAAUCUCACCGAUGAGCAGUGGGAGGACAUCCUUCUUGAGCCUGAGGUUCCUAAACUCGUGGCCCUAGCACGAGAGGCCUGUCGAGAUGGCUCCAUCGCCCACGCCAUGCUUGAGCUUUGGGUCGACGAACAGUUGAAGUUCAUCGUGUCUGAGGCGCUCUUGACGCUCUGCGCGGAGGCGGCACCAGUGGGGUGUCAAGAUUGCAACAUCUGCCUAGAGGAUGAAACAUCUAAUCUUGUGGCUGGCCAUGCCAUGGAAAUGCCUGGCUGCGGCCACGCAUUCCACCGCAAGUGCAUCACGAAGUGGUUCAGCUGGAGAUCCACCUGCCCAAUGUGCCGACGAGAUUUGUCUAUGUAUCUUGACCCGAUAGUGUAG